CACCCACCCAAUAGUACUGGCCAUCAGAGUCAGUCCACCCCAUGUAUGUCCAGAGUCUCCUGUCUGCACAUCUUUGAGGGGGAAGAAAUGAAAGCUUGUUAUGGCCACAAAACCCCAGCUCAUUGUGAUCUGGUUGAGAGCUUCAAUACUGAUACCUGCUUCAAUACUGAGACGCACAAGUUAAGGUCCAGAAUUGUGUCCAACCACAGCUUUCCCCUGAGCAUGGUGACAUCGGGUGGAACGUCACAGACCCAGUAGAUGACUUCUGGAGCUGGGCUCAGUCCUAAUCGCAAAAGCUUCAACAUGCUGGCCAUCAUUGAGUCCUGGGAAGAGGAGGGGAGCUACUACGAGGACAGCACCGGUCAGUUUCUGUUCAUCUUGCUGUUAAAGGUGGGCCUGGACUGUCUGGUCCUGUCGAUGUGCUUGCGUUGGCUGCACACCUCCUUCAUGGGCGUCUGUGGCCUCUCCAUCUUCCUGGGCGAUGUGGUGUUGGUGUGCGCUGUGGCGGCUGUCUGGUUCCUCGGACCCACACGCUCCCCGGUGUCCAUCUGUUUCAUCUUGGCCCAUGCCUCAGUCGUGUUCAACGCGCUGCCUCUGCCCAUGCUGGGCCUGGGGCUGCUGGACUACGCCUCCGAGCCACGCUACACCACCUGUCACGUCGCUCCCUGUAGGGACCUAUGGAACUAUGCCCUGACGCUGCUGGUGUGGGUGCUGGCCGGUGUGCACUCCUGCUGCUCAGCCGUCACCAACCUCCUAGAGGUUGAGUACGAGGGAGGGAGGAAUGCUUUAGGGUGCGCUGUGCAGGAGUCUGUGUUUGUGGUACAUUUCUCAGUGGGGAUCUCCGUGGCCAUCUGCUGUGUAAUGCUGCUCCACUACAAACAGCUGCCUUUGUGGCUGAAGGAGGCCAACAGGCGGUCAGAGCAGAGGGAUAAUGUUAACCCAAUGCUGCAGAGCCACUCGAGAUUCAGGUAUGCCAAGUUACAGCAGCUAGGGGGUGACGAGGACGAGCAGAAAGCACUGGCAGUGGAGACCGAAUGGCAGAGGCCCCCCCUUUACCUCAGCCUGACUUUGGACUUUGGCACAACGUGGGCAUCUUACCUAGUCAUGUGCAUCGCCUGUGAACUUUUGGGCCUUGCAGUCCCUGCCUACAUCAGCAUCAACGUCCUAUGGUUGGAGUGCGCCAACAGCGUAUUGGUGGGGCUGGUGUUCUGGCUCAAGAGCGACUGACUGGGGCCUUACACUGUCAGUGGCAUGUUUACUGGCAUUUAUAGUAAAGAUUCACCAUUCUUUUUUCAAAUAUUUUAUUUUACAAUUUUACAAUUCAAGCAGGCAGAAAUUCUGCCCGUAUGACGUAGCAUUGAGAUAAAGCCACUUUCAACACUGGAAGUCAAUAGGAAUAGGACUUUUAGAUUAUGAAAACGUCUAUCAUACAUGUCAGUUUUCAGGGUCUAAAGUGGGCACCUGAUCGGGUUGCACUCCAUUGCAUUGGCUUGGCAGGUGACUCGUUUGGAGGUCAGACAUGUUCAAAAAUAUUACUACAUCUUGCUAGGUUCUAAUUAUCAGAAUAAGACAUCGAUGGACGCUAUGAAAGCUUAAACCAAGUUUAUUUAUCCCACAGGGUCGAACAGCUGAACCGACCAAAAUACAUUUCCAAUAGUGGUGGUGUAUGUACCCCAAUUUGGGGUGGAAUCUUCUCCUUCUCUCCAAACACUAAAUCUCUGUUGCUAGGCAGGAAAUGAAGUGGCAAUAAGCUGUGUCUUCUCCCUUAACGUGACCUGAACACCCUUCAUCACUAAUCCACAGCUCUCUCCCCUUAUCAGUGCUGCCACAUCUGAUCGUUUUCCCUCCACUCACCACAUUCCAAGCUUAAUUGCACCCACCCCAUAUACCUUUCUCCUACAGAUAACCAUUAACUUCUGGUGUAGACCCUCUAACCCUAAGCACUCAAUAUUUCAAAAGGAUACCUGAUAAUUAACCCUAUCCCAAGUUUAGAAGUUAGAACCCAGAAUCCAUCAGUCCCCCCGUUUUGAACAUUUAACUCCAUGCUGUUCAACAUUACAUAAGCUUGGGAAUUACUUAUAGAUGGACAAACAAUAAUAAUAAAACACAAACAAAAAAUAAACAUGAUUGACAUUCACCAUGAGGUUUACAAACUCAGAGCCUUAUGGCCUCUGUUCUAUGAUCACACAAUUUCUCAUAGAAACUGAUAAUAACGUGUCCGCUGGAGUUGAUGACCCCUUCCAUUUCAACUUUCUCCAUCGGGUUCCUAAGUGAGGGAUGAUACAAGACAUGAAAAUCAACGAGAAACACAAAACAUAACAGUAUUAACAAUGUGGUAAGCUUUGCAUAAUUAUAUAUGCAAAGAAAUCCCAAAGUUUGAUAACAUGACAAUUCCCACUCUCUCUUCGCCUGAUUCUAUGCCUUCAGAAUUUUGGAUUCUGCUGGAUUCCACAAUAAUGAAGGCCCUAGAAAACCUCAUCAUGCUUUCAUCCAGUCUUCCCCAUCAGGCCACAGGUUAUAAGAGGUGUUCCCAAGCCAUGUCAUUUUCACUUGAUAGGCACGUCACCUGAUAGACAAGUGCCGCCCUUUCCCACCUGGACAAUAGGAACACCUAUGUGAGAAUGCUAUUCAUUGACUACAGCUCAGCGUUCAACACCAUAGUGCCCACGAAGCUCAUCACUAAGCUAAGGACCCUGGGACUAAACCCCUCCCUCUGCAACUGGAUCCUGGACUUCCUGACAGGCCGCCCAAGGUGGUAAGGGUAGGCAACAACAUGUCUGCCACGCUGAUCCUCAACACUGGGGCCCCUCAGGGGUGUGUACUUAGUCCCCUCCUGUACUCCUUGAUCACCCACAACUGUGUGGCCAUAUACGACUUCAACACCAUCAUUGAAUUUGCUGAUGACACAAAAGUGGUAGGCCUGAUCACCGACAAUGUGUCAGACCUGCUCCCGCUCUUCCCCCCGAGCGCCAGGCUGCCCUGCAUUACGCACUCCUGCCACCAUCAUUUACGCACACCUGCCUUCCCUCGUCACGUGCUUCAGUUAUAAUGGACUCACCUGGACUCCCUCAAUCACCUGUUUAUUACCUCCCCUAUAUUUGUCAGGUCCCCAGCUCUGUUCCCCGCUGCUGCAUUGUUUGUUGUAUGUCAUUGUGUAUCUGUGUUCUGACGUUGUUUCUGUCUUGCUCUUUAUCUGUUCAUAAUUAAAUGUCAACUCCCCAUACCUGCUUCUCAUCUCCGGCGUCGGUCCUUACACAAUGUGAGACAGCCUAUAGGGAGGAGGUCAGAGAUCUGGCAAAGUGGUGCCAGGACAACAACCUCUCCCUAAAUGUGAGCAAGACAAAGGAGCUGAUCGUGGACUACAGGAAAAGGCGGGCCGAACAGGCCCCCAUUAACAUCAACGGGGCUGUAGUGGAGCGGGUCGAGAGUUUCAAGUUCCUUGGUGUCCACAUCCCCAACGAACUAUCAUGGUCCAAACAUACCAAGACAGUCGUGAAGAGGGCACGACAACAACUUUUCCCCCUCAGGAUACUGAAUAUAUUUGGCAUGGGUCCCCAGAUCCUCAAAAAGUUCUACAGCUGCACCAUCGAGAGCAUCCUGACCGGUUGCAUCACUGCCUGGUAUGGCAACUGCUCGGUGUCUGUAAGGCGCUACAGAGGGUAGUGCGUAUGGCCCAGUACAUCACUGGGGCCAAGCUUCCGGCAAUCCAGGACCUGUAUAUAGGCGGGGACAGAGGAAAGCCCAUAAAAUUGUCAGAGACUCCAGUCACCCAAGUCGUAGAUUGUUUUCUAUGCUACCACACGGCAAGCGGUACCAGAGCACCAAGUCUAGGACCAAAAGGCUUCUACUCUCAAGCCAUAAGACUGCUGAACAAUUCAUCAAAUGGCCACCGGACUAUUACAUUGACCCCUCCCCCAUUUGUUUUGUAAACUGCUGCUACUCACUGUUUCUUAUCUAUGCAUAGUCACUUCACCCCUACCUACAGUUGAAGUCGGAAGUUUACAUACACUUAGGUUGGAGUCAUUAAAACUAGUUUUACAACCCCUCCACAAAUUUCUUGUGAACAAAAUAUAGUUUUGUCAAGUUCGUUAGGACAUCUACUAUGUGCAUGACACAAGUAAUUUUUCCAACAAUUGUUUACAGACAGAUUAUUUCACUUAUAACUCACUGUAUCACAAUUCACAAUUCAACUCACUGUAUCACCUGUAUCACCUCCACCCUACCUGACACCCUAGACCCACUCCAAUUUGCUUACCGACCCAAUAGGUCCACAGACGACGCAAUCGCAACCACACUGCACACUGCCCUAACCCAUCUGGACAAGAGGAAUACCUAUGUGAGAAUGCUGUUCAUCGAAUACAGCUCAGCAUUUAACACCAUAGUACCCUCCAAACUCGUCAUCAAGCUCGAGACCCUGGGUCUUGACCCCGCCCUGUGCAACUGGGUCCUGGGUCCUGGACCCAGGUGGUGAGGGUAGGUAACAACAUCUCCACCCCGCUGAUCCUCAACACUGGGGCCCCACAAGGGUGCGUUCUGAGCCCUCUCCUGUACUCCCUGUUCACCCACGACUGCGUGGCCAUGCACACCUCCAACUCAAUCAUCAAGUUUGCGGACAACACUACAGUGGUAGGCUUGAUUACCAACAACGACGAGACGGGCUACAGGGAAGGUGAGGGCCCUCGGAGUGUGGUGUCAGGAAAAUAACCUCACACUCAACGUCAACAAAACAAAGGAGAUGAUUGUGGACUUCAGGAAACAGCAGAGGGAGCACCCCCCUAUCCACAUCGACGGGACAGUAGUGGAGAAGGUGGAAAGUUUUAAGAUCCUCGGUGUACACAUCACGGACAAACUGAAUUGGUCACCCACACAGACAGCGUUGUGAAGAAGGCGCAGCAGCGCCUCUUCAACCUCAGGAGGCUGAAGAAAUUCGGCUUGUCACCAAAAGCACUCACAAACUUCUACAGAUGCACAAUCGAGAGCAUCCUGUCGGGCUGUAUCACCGCCUGGUACGGCAACUUCUCCGCCCACAACCGUAGGCUCUCCAGAGGGUAGUGAGGUCUGCACAACGCAUCACCGGGGGCAAACUACCUGCCCUCCAGGACACCUACACCACCCGAUGUCACAGGAAGGCCUUAAACAUCAUCAAGGACAACAACCACCCAAGCCACUGCCUGUUCACCCCGCUAUCAUCCAGAAGGUGAGGUCAGUACAGGUGCAUCAAAGCAGGGACCGAGAGACUGAAAAACAGCUUCUAUCUCAAGGCCAUCAGACUGUUAAACAGCCACCACUAACAUUUAGUGGCCGCUGCCAACAUACUGACUCAACUCCAGCCACAAUAAUGGGAAUUGAUGGAAAUUAUGUAAAAAUGUAUCACUAGCCACUUUAAACAAUGCCACUUAAUAUAAUGUUUACAUACCCUACAUUACUCAUCUCAUAUGUAAAUGUAUAUACUGUACUCUAUAUCAUCUACUGCAUCUUGCCAUCUUUAUGUAAUACAUGUAUCACUAGCCACUUUAAACUAUGCCACUUUAUGUUUGCAUACCCUACAUUACUCAUCUCAUAUGUAUAUACUGUACUCUAUACCAUCUACUGCAUCUUGCCUAUGCCGUUCUGUACCACCACUCAUUCAUAUAUCUUUAUGUACAUAUUCUUUAUCCCUUUACAAUGGUGUGUAUAAGGUAGUAGUUGUGGAAUUGUUAGGUUAGAUUACUUGUUGGUUAUUACUGCAUUGUCGGAACUAGGAGCACAAGCAUUUCGCUAUACUCGCAUUAACAUCUGCUGACCAUGUGUAUGUGACAAAUACAAUUUGAUAUGAUUUGAAUUCCAGUGGGUCAGAGGUUUACAUACACUAAGUUGACUGUGCUUUUUAACAGCUUGGAAAAUUCCAGAAAAUGAUGUCAUGGCUUUAGAAGCUUAUGAUAGGCUAAUUGACAUAAUUUGAGUCAAUUGGAGGUGUACCUGUGGAUGAAUUUCAAGGCCUACCUUCAAACUCAAUGCCUCUUUGCUUGACAUCAUGGGAAAAUCAAAAUAAAUCAUGCAAGACGUCAGAAAAAAAUUGUUGACCUCCACAAGUCUGGUUCAUCCUUGGGAGCAAUUUCCAAACACCUGAAGGUACCACAUUCAUCUGUACAAACAAUAGUACCCAAGUAUAAAAACCAUGGCCGUCAUACCAUUCAGGAAGAAGACGCGUUCUGUCUCCUAGAGAUGAAUGUACUUUGGUGCGAAAAGUGCAAAUCAAUCCCAGAACAACUGCAAAGGACCUUGUGAAGAUACUGGAGGAAACAGGUACAAAAAAGAUCUACAUCCAUAAUAAAACGAGUCCUAUAUCGACAUAACCUGAGAGGCCGCUCAGCAAGGAAGAAGCCACUGAUCCAAAACCACCAGAAUAUGGUUUGCAACCGCACAUGGGGACAAAGAUAGUACUUUUUGGGGAAAUAUCCUCUGGUCUGAUGAAACAAAAAUAGAACUGUUUGGCCAUAAUGACCAUCAUUAUGUUUGGAGGAAAAAGGGGGAUGCUUGCAAGCCGAAGAACACUAUCCCAACCGUGAAGCACGGGGGUGGCAGCAUCAUGCUGUGGGGGUGUUUGCUGCAGGAGGGACUGGUGCACUUCACAAAAUAGAUGGCAUCAUAAGGGAGGAAAAUUAUGUGGAUAUAUUGAAGCAAAAUCUCAAGACAUCAGUCAGGAAGUUAAAGCUUGGUCGCAAAUGGGUCUCCCAAAUGCACAAUGACACCAAGCAUACUUCCAAAGUUGUGGCAAAAUGGCUUAAGGACAACAAAUUCAAGUUAUUGGAGUGGCCAUCACAAACCCCUGACCUCAAUCCUAUCGAACAUUUGUGGGCAGAACUGAAAAAGCGUGUGCGAGCAAGGAGGUCUUCAAACCUGUGUAAUGUAGUCUGUGUGUAGCUGGUGUAGAGGAGUCAGGCGCAGGACAGCAGAUAUGAGUAAAUAAACGUAUUUUCCUCAAAAUAGACAAAUACAAUACAAAAUAAGCGGACCGUAUUUCAUAAAAACAAUCACUCACAAACAAACAUGGGGGAACAGAGGGUUAAAUAAUGAACAAGUAAUUGGGGGAUUGAAACCAGGUGUGUAAGACAAAGAC
Messenger RNA from Salvelinus fontinalis (brook trout), 7099 nucleotides. RefSeq lists its product as uncharacterized. Bases 259 to 1227 code for a protein of 322 amino acids. Lineage: Eukaryota; Metazoa; Chordata; Actinopteri; Salmoniformes; Salmonidae. The record is from RefSeq and is a predicted model, not a curated record. The transcript is spliced from 2 exons. Gene Ontology annotation, cellular component: signaling receptor complex; plasma membrane.